AUGGAAUUCAAUCUUAUGUUUGUGAUGGGACUUCAAAAAGAGUGGAGAAGCGUAAGUAUGAUGGUUAAAAAUCAGCAAAGUUUCGAUACAUCUUCAUUGAAUGAUUUGUAUAAUCAACUUAAAACUCACGAAACUGAGGUCAAUGAGAUGGUUGAGGAGUCGAAACUUAAUCCAGGUGGUCCUUUGGCACUUCUCUCGAAAGUUACUGAAAAAGAAAAUGUUAAAAGUGGUGAAUCGGAUGCUGAAGAAGGACUUUUAAUGAAUUCGGAUGAUGAAGCAAAUGCUUUCUACUCAAACAAUAAAUUCAAAAAGAAGAGGAAAUUUUCUAAACAAGGCUGUGGAGAAGAGAAGAAGAAUCUAGAAAAGAAAGAAGUGAAAGUUGUUGAGGAGCAGAGAGAGAUGAAAUUAAAAGGAGAUUCAGGAAUAGAUAUUCACUGUUGCAACGAGGCCAAUGAUCUUGCGAAUGAUUGUAUGCUUCGUAAGAAAAAGGAGAAGAAGAAUAAGGUGAAGGAUGAGGCAUACAACAUGGAGAGACUGGAAGAAGUAAGAGUGAAGUCGAAAGGUAUCUCUUUCGUGUCAAAAGGUGAACACGAAGAAGAUGGUACCUAUCAAAUCUGGUCUUUUGGAUCAUAUGAUGAUGAAAUACGUAAUCCAAUGCAUGAUGCUCUGUACGUGAAGUUCGAAGAUGAUUCUGAGGAAGAGGUCAUAGGAAGAUGCUUCGUAUCCAAAUCAGCUGACAAGUCUCCGAUGACUACGAAGACUGAGAAUUUGACAUCUGACUUACAAACUAAUUUUGCUGAUAUUGAAGAUAAUUCUGAUAAUAUCAGUGAAAUCAGUGAGUUUGAGGAUGUUGAUUGUUCACAGUUAUCUGUCAUUAAUGUCACAUCAAAAUAUAAAGGAAAAGAAAUUGUUAAGGAUUCGAAAGUUGAGAUUGACACUGACAAACCUUCAACUUCGAAAGUUUGUGAUCCUGAUUUGGUUGAUGUACGAGAUAGUCAAACACAUGACAGUGAUGAUGAAAAUGAUGAAGAAAAUGAAAUUUCACAAAAAAUGUUUGUUACUACUGGAAACGUUGAGAAUGUCAAACCUGAGAUCAAGAAAUUAAGUAAAGAAGAUAAUAAGAAAACGACUGAUGAAGGAUUCUUUUCCAAUCACAGCAUUGUCGAAAAUAAUCUAACAAAGAACUCAUAUGUUUUUCAAAGACAAAAAACUCAACGAAAAUGGGUUGAGAAAUCUAAAGUUGUGAACGAGGUUUUAAAACAAAAGGUUGAGGAAAGAAAAGAUCGCAUGUAUCAGUCCAGGAAUUAUUCUCAACAACAAAUCAAAGAUGCUUAUGAAAAGUAUGUGAAUACUUCUUCAACUGGAAGCUCAUCGUCCAAUGAUUCAAAUGUCUCAAUAAAGAAAUGGAGAGUAGUUGUGAAAGCAACGAAUGCCGAAUCGCAAUCUAAAAGGACAAAGGUUGAUGACUCUUGCGAACAAGGGAAACAACAUCGAGAAGGACACCCAGUUGUGAUAGAUUCGAAAAUCGUGGAACCUUUGGAACUUCUUCAUAUUGAACUUUGUGGACCAUCAACUGUUGAAACACUCAAUAAGAAAUGGUUAAAAUCUGAUCUCGCUCAGACGAUGAUCGAAUUUAUUAAGCAAAUUGAGAAAAGUCUAAAAAAGAGUGUUCGAAUGAUCAAGAGAGAUAAUGGGGAAAUGGAUGCUGAAGUUCGUGCAAAUGAUAAUAAUCAAUCAGACUCUUCGAAGAACAUUGAAGGUUCAGAUCUUACUCAAAUUCCUGAUGACACUUAUUCAACAUCGAAUUCUCUAAGAAUUGGCAAAAGUAUGCUAAAUAAUCCAGUGGAGGGGGAGCACUUGGAAACGAAUACUCAAAUUGAGGGGGAGAAUUCUUUCGAGGGGGAUAAUGGAAGAAUGAAUGAUGAUGUUGAGGGGGAGCAUCUAGUUGAGGGGGAGCAACAGAAUCUAAAUAACAGUGAUAUAAUAAGUCUUGAUCUAAAUGAAUUUCAUGAAAUUAAUGACAAUCUUUCUGUUACAGGAUCAGAAAAUGAAGAUUUAUACGAAGAUGCACAUAUGGAUUUUGAUCCAGCUUAUCCACCACUCGAAAAAUGGACAAAAGAUUAUCCAAAAGAACAUAUAAUUGGGAAUCCACAAGAUGUAGUUUUAACGAGAGCGCAACUUCGUGCAAAUAAUGAGGAUUUAUUCGGUACAUCAAUGGCGUCUUUCAAUCUGAAUUCCAUGACUUCAUUUUCUCAUCUUCUAGGAUCAUCCACCAAAAUUCUUAUGCUCAUCCCUGAGUAUUACGAUCAGUGGGCUGAUCGUAUGCAGGAUUAUCUCAACGGAUUGGAUGAAGAACUGUGGAAUUGCAUCACUGGCAAUCUGAAUCCACCGUCGAAUGUUCAACCAAUUGGUUCUUCCUCUGGUAAUUCUGAAGUUGAAAAUCAAUCUGAUCGACUGAAAAAGCUAGAGAACAGGUGUGUAAGAGAGCUAAGAGGAGCUUUGCCUCCCGUUGUUUACAACUACGUGAGGAGUUGUACAACUGCAAAGGAAAUCUGGAACAAUCUAAAGGAAAAUUUUCAGGGAAGUGAGAAGACGAAAGUUAAUUCUGUGAAGCAAUGCUUAGUGGAGCUGAAGGACUUCAGACAGAAAGAUGGUGAAACAAUUGAAGUGUAUUAUGAUCGUCUUAAUGAAUUGAUCUAUCGAUGCAAUCGAUAUGGUAUCACCAGAUCAGCCAUGGAAUUCAAUCUGAUAUUUGUUAUGGGACUUCGAAAGGAAUGGCAUAGUGUGAGCAUGAUGGUAAAGAAUCAACAGAGCUUUGAUACGUCAACAUUGAAUGACUUGUACAACCAACUUAAGACUCAUGAAAGCGAGGUGAACGAAAUAGCUGAAGAAUCGAAGGCUAUGUUGGGAGGUCCACUAGCUUUGGUUUCAAAGAUCUCUGAGAAAGAUGCUGAGAAAGACGCUUCGGAUGAAGAUGAAGGGUUCAUCAUGAACUCAGAUGAUGAGGCAAUUGCUUUUUAUUCAAAAAACCGAGUGAAAAAGUUCUUCAAAAAGCCUUUCAAUCCGAAGGCAAAGUUGUCUGAGACAAAAGGAAACUUUCUAAGUAAAAGUGUCGGGGAAGAGAAAAAGAAGGAAGAGAUGAAAGAUACGAAGCCUGUUGAGGGAAAGACUGAGAAGAAGCUAAAGGGAGAUGUUGGGAUUGAUUGUCAUUAUUUCAAUGGUGACAAUCACCUUGCGAAUGACUACAUGCUUCGAAAGAAGGAUGAAAGAAAGAAUAAGGUUAAGGAUGAGGCGUACUAUGCUGAUAAGUUGGAGGUGGUUCACGCGAAAGCCAAAAAUUUGUCUCUGGUUGCUAAGGGUGCAAAUGAUGAUGAAGAUGGUACUUAUCAAAUCUGGUCAUCUGGAUCAGAUGAUGAGGAAAUGCGAAAUCCAACUCAUGGAGCAAUGUUUGCAAAAAUGGAGGAAGAAUCAGAGGAGGAGACAUACAAAGUGCGUGGAAGAUGCUUCGUAUCAAAAGUUGCUGACAAAUCACCAAUGACUACAAAGGUACGAAACAUUCUUGAAUCUUUUAAUAUUCUAGUACAUGCUUAUAAUUUUGAAUUAGUAUCUUUUGAUGAAACUGUUACUUAUUUUGAUUCGAUUGUGGUAUCUGCUAGCAAUGAAGCUAAGAAGCUGUCAAUGCAAUUACUAGAGACACAGAAGAAAUUAGAUUCGAAAAUCACUAGGAUAGAUUGUUUAGAACUACAAAUAACUAAUAUCAUGGUUGAUAGGGACAAUUUAUCUAGUGAUAAUAAACUGUUGUUAGCACAAAGAAAUAUUUACUAUAAUGCUACUAAAAGAUUGUAUGGGAAAAUAACUAAACUUCAUCAUUCGUGCGAAAUCAGUAAAGAACAACAUAGAAAAUUGUUGCCAUUUUUAGCUUAUGAAAGGGCUAAGGUAGACAACAUUUUGUAUGAUUGUGAAAAAGAAAUAGCUGAUUUUGACAAAGUUCCGAAUGACAAGUAUAGAUAUGGAAUUGUCAAAGUUGAUGAAUUUCUUGAUUCGAAUGAUUUAGUUAACAUUAUAACUCUGACAAUAUUAGUGAAAUGA
This is a messenger RNA of Lactuca sativa (garden lettuce), 4089 nucleotides long. NCBI's taxonomy places the organism in Eukaryota, Viridiplantae, Streptophyta, Magnoliopsida, Asterales, Asteraceae. The record is from RefSeq and is a predicted model, not a curated record.